AUGUGUGAAAGGGUCAACGACAAUCUGGAGACCGACACCUACCACCUGCCCAGAGAGGUAGCUGCCGCCAUCCGCUCGCAAGAAGACCGCUUGGGCGGUCUUCUGGAGGCUCUUGCCAAAACGAAGGAGCAGGAAACGCGUGCCCAGCACGAGCGCGACGAGGCGCUUUGGGAGCAACUCGACGCUCAGCAUACGGAUCUGGUCGCACGGCUGACGUCAACCAUCCAGGCGCUCGUUGUUCAGCCAAUCACUUGCGAAGGUUGCGGUCACCAUCAAGCGCGGCCCACAAUCCCGGACCUGCUGCCAACUACAGCGGGGACUCCAGCAACGAGCCGUGCUGACGGGGCUGGCCCCUCCGGAAGUGCGAGAGAGCAGGAUGAGGCAUCGGAGCCACCUCUUCAGCCAAGGUUCCAGUAUCUCGACCCCGCUUGCUUGCUGACUGUCAAUGACGUGCGGAAAGAGUUCGAAGAAGACGGCCUUGACGGAAGGAAGUCAAUAAACAAGAUGGACGCGGAUGAUGAGAAGGCUCAAGUGGCGGAACGAGUUCAAAGUAGAUAG
This is a messenger RNA of Klebsormidium nitens, 558 nucleotides long. Lineage: Eukaryota; Viridiplantae; Streptophyta; Klebsormidiophyceae; Klebsormidiales; Klebsormidiaceae. The record is from the annotation of a GenBank genome assembly.